AUUUACCAUCUCUCCCUCCCAAAUCCCAAACCCCAAUUCCCGACGAAAUCAAAAAAACUUUACCUAAUGGCCGAUCCAGAAACUUCGAUACCUACAGCACCAGCACCAGAUCAAGACUCCAAGCCACCGGCGCCAGACCAAGACUCCAAGCCGCCGGCACCUACUGUGGAGCCGGAGGAGGCACAGCCUAAAGAUCCUGUAUCAGAUAAACAUGAGCCUAAGAAGCCUAGCGGUAUCUCACUCAGCAUUUGGCCACCAUCGCAGCGCACUCGUGACGCCGUGAUUGCUCGCUUAAUUGAGACCCUCUCCUCGCAAUCUGUGCUUUCGAAGCGCUAUGGAACUAUUUCAGAAAGUGAGGCGCAGGAGGUCGCUCGUCUCAUCGAGGAAGAGGCAUUUGCUGUGGCUGGUGGUUUCGGAUCCGCCGAUGAUGAUGGCAUUGAGAUCCUGCAGGUUUACUCCAAGGAGAUCAGCAAGCGCAUGCUUGAGAAGGUCAAGGCGAGGGCGGGUUCAGUAACUGGUUCCGUGGAUGCCAUUGCGUCGCAGACGCAGAGUCCCAGUGAGGCCCCCACAAAAGCUAGUGAGGAGAAAUCAUCUGCCGAGACGGAGGCUUGAGUUAUUUUUAGGGAUUUAGCGUGAUAUGAUUCUUGUUGUCAAGUUCAAUCAUCUGAAAUCCAGCGUAGUGUUUUAGUUGAAGGAAACGCAAGGAUUCAAGCUCAACCAUGAUCUCUUUUAUCACAG
This is a messenger RNA of Tripterygium wilfordii, 738 nucleotides long. RefSeq names its product MFP1 attachment factor 1-like. NCBI's taxonomy places the organism in Eukaryota, Viridiplantae, Streptophyta, Magnoliopsida, Celastrales, Celastraceae. The record is from RefSeq and is a predicted model, not a curated record. The transcript is spliced from 2 exons. Gene Ontology annotation, biological process: lateral root development; mitotic cell cycle. The coding region runs from base 67 to 612 and encodes 181 amino acids.